AUGAAUGUCUCGUUUUACAGCUCACUGACCAAUGCUUUAUCGUUUGGGAUCGGUGUUCUUUCGUCGACGCCAGCUGUACGCACAUUUUCCAUCUAUUCAUGUUUCGCCAUCAUUGUCUGUUAUUUAUUCCAGUUGAUUUUAUUCACUGCUGUUUUGGCCUUGAGCGGUCGUCGAGAGCAAGCCAACUACCAGUCGCUGUUGUGCUGCUGGAAAGCCAAUCCAGACGUAUGCCCUUCUUCAUUUCAUUUUUCGUUUCUUCGUUUCAAUUAUCUCACAUGGAUAUUUCUUAUAACAGUUAUGGCAGCCUACUACUACGUUUCAUGGUUGGGUAUCCAGAAACUGGAGGCUAAAAUUUCCAUCGACAAGAUGGCACUUCCGGACUCAUACCUUCACGACUUUCAGCAUAUUUUUGAGGAUGCACUGCGCAACAUGCAACCGAUCACGGUUUUCGUCCUGAAACCUGGUGAUCUCAGGGACAGCGAACGGCUAAACGGUAAUUUGCUAGAAUUGUUUUUAGUUUCGUUUGAUAAAACCAUUGUUAAGACCAACCGGCUAUCAUUGCGAAACUUGUAA
Gongylonema pulchrum is the source of this 573-nucleotide messenger RNA. NCBI's taxonomy places the organism in Eukaryota, Metazoa, Nematoda, Chromadorea, Rhabditida, Gongylonematidae. The record is from the annotation of a GenBank genome assembly.